Messenger RNA from Stegostoma tigrinum, 1821 nucleotides. RefSeq names its product calpain, small subunit 1 b (gene capns1b). NCBI's taxonomy places the organism in Eukaryota, Metazoa, Chordata, Chondrichthyes, Orectolobiformes, Stegostomatidae. Bases 464 to 1141 code for a protein of 225 amino acids. The record is from RefSeq and is a predicted model, not a curated record. The transcript has 11 exons. Gene Ontology annotation, molecular function: calcium ion binding.
CAAAAAGGGAACGAGAGCACUGAUGAAGAGACAUCUAGGCUCAAAACGUGAGCUUGCUCUCUCUCUGUGGACGCUACUUGACUCGCUGUGAUCGCCAACAUUUGUUUUCGGAAUGAGACUGUUGUUUGAAAAGGAAGAACGUUAUGAGGAGAAGGCGAGGGAAGAGGAUCUGAGUGACUUGCUUAUUCCAACAGCCAAAUAACCUAGUCGCCUUCUCCCGUGUUGUUACAGCUCUGUGAAGUGGAUCUAAGCCCAUUUGAUUUUUGACUAAAUCUGACUGCGCAUAAUUCGAAGGCGAGGGUGCGGUAGGACCCAGUAAUACGGGGGCGGGGACAGGCAGCGCAACCGGACUGACGGCUUUUCACCCAAAUCCGGCUGCCGAAAGUGAGAGGCUGUGCCAUUCGCACUUUUUGCUGGAUCCUAGUCGCUCUUCCUUACACUCAUUUGAAUCUGUGCCCUCGCCAUGUUUAACAUUGCGAAGUUUUUGGGUGGCGGUGGCGGCGUCGGCGGGGGCCUUUCGGGCCAACUACUACAGGGACUGGCCGGUGUCAUUGGACAAAUGGUAGCUGGCCCAGCUGAACAGCCUCGCCAUGUUUCUCAGAUUGAGGCCUAUGAGACUGAGGAGGAACGAAGGUUCAGAGCGAUCUUCAAACAAUUGGCUGGAGAUGACAUGGAAGUGAGUCCCGUUGAGCUGAAGAACAUUCUCAACAAGAUUGUAUGCAGACAUUCCGAUCUGAAGACUGAUGGUUUCAGCUUGGAGUCUUGCCGCAGCAUGGUUGCUGUCAUGGAUGCUGACAGCACUGGAAGACUGGGCUUUGAAGAAUUUAAAUAUCUUUGGGAUAAGAUUAAGAAGUGGCAGGCUGUCUACAAAAAGUUCGAUGCUGACAAGUCAGGGACCAUCAACAGCCAGGAGCUUCCUCUGGCUUUUGAAGCAGCAGGAUAUCCCCUGAAUGAUGAACUUUACCGAUUGCUGUAUCGCCGAUAUGCCAAUGAAUCUGGUGACAUGGACUUUGACAACUACAUUUCCUGCUUAGUCCGGUUGGAUGCCAUGCUCAGAUCAUUCAAAGCUUUGGAUAAAGACAACAAUGGCUCCAUCAAAGUCAACAUAGUGGAGUGGCUACAACUCACCAUGUAUUCCUAAAGCACCAGCCUCUGGAUCAGCUCAUCAAAGAAAACUCAAGAUCUCCUCAUCACUACUUAUCUACCAGAGCAAUAGCCCUUAGCUUGGCAGAGUGGGAGGGGGGUGGGGGAAGGUGUGAAAAUAUAUUUUUCUGCAUGUAGGCUUUUCAUUGUUCGAUGAUCUCUGCAAACAACAGCUUGUUGGAAGCAUUGUGUUUAAUCUUGACCAUUCCAAAAUUCCACACUGUUUGUUCUGAAUAAUUGAGAUUGCCAAAAUCAAGGAAAAGAUAAUGUUUGAAAGAAAGGUCUUCCUGAGAAAGAGCUUUGGAAAUGGGAGAUUAAAUGAAUAGGGAAUGCUGGUCAGGUCAAUAUCAGUGACUAUUGACACGUCUACCCCUUCCACAGAGGCUUGUUGAUGCAUUUUUUUUCUCUCUCGUGAAUUUCCUGCCUGUGAUUUCCAGCAACUGCAGUUUUUUCCUUUUAUUUUCGUUUGAAUCUGUUGCCCUCCAAUAUUCCUGUGUGCUUGUGCCUGAAAGACUCUGCCAUUGACAAAUGCAAUUUUUAAAACGAUUUUAAAGGUCACAGACCCAUAUGAAACUGUAGUUUUAAGAUUUAUUCACAUUCUCGAGUACUUGUUCUCCUUGUUUUUUGUGGAGAAGCCAAACGUGAAACAUCCCUCAUUGAGUGUGGGGUGUGGGGUGU